Molecule: messenger RNA, 708 nt
Organism: Fulvia fulva
Lineage: Eukaryota; Fungi; Ascomycota; Dothideomycetes; Mycosphaerellales; Mycosphaerellaceae
Exons: 1
Coding region: 1-708 (235 amino acids)
Source: RefSeq, a predicted model, not a curated record
AUGGCGAACCACACAAUCUUGAUCUCAGUCGUCGAUGCAACAGGCUGCGUGCUCCGCAUCUAUCAGAUGGACUCGGAAGCCAGCAUGAAGCAACUCAUGAAACACUUCACGGAGUUCGCAUGUCCGCUGUGCACCAACACAGCAAACAUCACCUUCUGGCAUGAGGAUACCCAGGUACAUUCCCACAUCUCCAAUUACAUUACCGACAGCCAGCUGAUACCACUUCCGCAGAUCUCCGCCCUCCACACCCCCUCCACCCUCGACCUCCCACCUUUCGCCAAGAUCACGAUCCGCCCCUCCAUGCUCUGCGCCACCUCCACCACCCUCCGCGGCCACACUCUCCCAGUCCUCCACCACUUCAGCCCACCCCUCGUCCAUCUCCACGGCGGCACCUUCACCCCCACUCCCCUCGGCGGCUCCGUCUUCCCCUUCGGCCCCGAAAUCCACGGCCAACGAGAUCGCGAGGUGGGAUGGGAGCGGCGUGAGGAGCUGCGGAUGAAGAUUCUGGAUCUGAAGAAGCAGGAGAAAGAUCUGAUUAGGAAGAUUGUGGUGGGGAGUGUGUACGAGAAGUAUGCGUUGAAUGCGGAGGUUGUGAGGGAGAAUGUGGAGAGAUUGGUCGAGGAGAGAGAGAGGGUUGGGGAGUGGUGUAGGGCGGUUGAAGAGGAGCUUGAGAGGGAGGGUAGGAGGGAUUCGGUUUGGGUCUCUUAA